Messenger RNA from Neoarthrinium moseri, 1266 nucleotides. RefSeq lists its product as uncharacterized. Gene Ontology annotation, molecular function: monooxygenase activity; FAD binding. Gene Ontology annotation, biological process: secondary metabolite biosynthetic process. NCBI's taxonomy places the organism in Eukaryota, Fungi, Ascomycota, Sordariomycetes, Amphisphaeriales, Apiosporaceae. The coding region runs from base 1 to 1266 and encodes 421 amino acids. The record is from RefSeq and is a predicted model, not a curated record. The transcript has a single exon.
AUGUCUUCUUUUCCAAGACUCCCUCCUUCUGGCAUCACUGUUAUCAUCGUUGGGGCGGGGUUUGCUGGGCUUGGGGCAGCGAUUGAAUGCGACCGCAAGGGUCACUCCGUCAUCCUGCUGGAGAAAAGCGACGAAAUUGAGCAGCUACAGAGAGUCGGAGAUAUCAUCAGCUUUGAUCCCAACGCCUCUCAGCUACUGAAGCGAUGGCCGGGCGUCUGGGAGGCGCUGUGGCCAAUCACACGACACGCCGAGGUGUUUGACAUGCAUGCCUGGACCGGAGAACUUCUGACACAACAGUCGUUCAAAUGGGAGAAUGAAAAUUGGGGACCUAGACUCAGCGGGCAUCGUGGAGAGAUGCAUGCUGCGAUUUAUAGACACGCAAAUGAUCGAGGGAUCGAUAUCAGACUUGGAAGCAGAGUGACAGACUACUUCGAGACAGAUGAAGAAGCCGGCGUGGUGGUCAACGGCCAGCGCCUCGCUGCAGAUGUGGUUUUCGCUGCCGAAGGUGUGAGAUCACCAGGCCGCAAGCUCGUGCUAGGGUUUGAAGAUAAACCGCUGUCCUCUGGUUAUGCGGUGUACAGGGCUUGGUUUCCAGCUGAGAGGCUGAGGAACAACGACAUAACGAAGCACCUGGUCAGCAACGGAGACUGGAUGGGUGGCUGGGUCGGACCAGACCUGCACUUUCUCUGCUCCUGUCUCAAGGAUGGCAACGAUUUCAACUGGGCGUAUACUCACAAGGACCUGGCCGAUAUCGACGAGAGUUGGCAGUUUCCUGGAACUGUGGAGGAGGCGCUCGCCAACUUGGAUGGGUGGUCUCCUGUGGUUCGGGAGAUUGUCAAGGCAACUCCGGAUGGACGGCUCAUCGAUCACAAAUUGGUCUAUCGUGACACCCUCCCCACUUUCACUUCGCCAAAGGCCCGGAUAGCCCUUAUCGGAGACGCUGCGCACCCGUUCCUGCCAACAUCUAUCCAGGGUGCAGGCCAAGCUCUAGAAGACGGGGUCACGCUGGCCAUCACAUUAGAGCUCAGCGGCAAGGACAAGGUGCCACAGGCGGUCAAAGCCUACGAGAAGAUCAGGUACGAUCGUGUGAAGGAGGCCCAGGCCCAGGGUGUCCGUACGAGAGAGCGAUGGCACAAAGCCGACUGGGACGAAGUUCGAAAGGACCCAACACGUCUGCAUCUAGUUCGGGAAGCCUGGCUGUUGGAUUUUGAUGCCGAGAAACACGCAUACGCCGUAUUUGGCGACGUUGUCAAGGGGGCUCUCUAG